AUGCUGUACUCCGAAGAAGACAAGCUAGUAUUCCGUUUUGACGAUCACCUCCUUUGGAUCCAACCCUGGGGGCAGAAUGCCUUCCGAGUACGAGCAACCAAGCUAGCCUCCAUGCCCACAGAGGACUGGGCUCUCUCAUUCAAGCCUGCGAGCUCUACCAUCGUGAUUGAUACUCCAGCCGGGGAAGAUGCAAGCAUUGUGAACGGUAAAAUCAAAGCUACCGUAUCGCAGCGCGGUAAAGUGAUUAUCUACGACUCCAAGGGCACGAAACUACUCGAAGAGUAUGCGCGACACCGACGAGAUCCGCGUGAUCCGAAAUGCAGUGCCCUCGAAAUCGAAGCACGCGAGCUACGUCCAAUCCUAGGCGGUGAUUACCACCUGACAAUGCGUUUCGAAUCGCUCGAUGCGAAGGAGAAGAUCUUUGGGAUGGGGCAAUACCAGCAGCCAUAUCUCAACCUGAAAGGGACAGAUCUGGAACUGGCCCACCGUAACUCGCAAGCCAGUGUCCCGUUUGCUGUUUCAUCACGCGGGUACGGGUUUCUUUGGAACAACCCUGCUAUCGGGCGAGCUAUGCUAGGAACAAACGUGAUGAGCUUCGAGGCCUAUUCCACUCGGGCAUUGGACUACUGGGUCGUGGCGGGUGAUACCGUGGCUGAGAUUGAAGAAGCGUACGCCAAGGUGACCGGGUAUGUCCCGAUGAUGCCUGAAUAUGGUCUGGGAUUCUGGCAAUGCAAGCUCCGCUAUUGGAAUCAGGAGCAACUACUUAACGUAGCGAGGGAGUAUCGACGGCGCGAGGUACCGCUUGAUCUGAUUGUGAUAGACUUCUUUCACUGGAAGCACCAGGGCGAGUGGAGUUUUGAUCCAGAGUUCUGGCCAGACCCUGAUGCCAUGAUUAAAGAGCUGCAAGAGCUGAAAGUUGAACUUAUGGUCUCAAUCUGGCCAACCGUCGAGAAUGCCUCAGAAAACUACCCCGAAAUGCUCGAGCGUGGGCUGCUCAUUAGACACGACCGCGGGCUGCGGGUUGCCAUGCAAUGCGAUGGUGAUAUCACCCAUUUCGAUGCAACAAACCCUGAAGCGCGCAAGUUCGUUUGGAGCAAAGCGAAAAAGCAUUACUACGAACGCGGAAUCAAAGUCUUCUGGCUCGAUGAGGCCGAGCCUGAGUAUUCCAUCUACGACUUUGACAUCUACCGUUAUCACGCCGGCAGCAAUCUGCAGAUAGGCAAUAUCUUCCCCAAGGAGUACGCCCGCGGAUUCUAUGAGGGUAUGCAGGCGGAGGGCCAGAUGAACAUCGUGAAUCUGCUGCGGUGUGCCUGGGCUGGCAGCCAGCGCUACGGGGCCCUGGUCUGGAGCGGCGAUAUUGCGUCCUCGUGGAGCUCGUUGCGGAAUCAACUCGCCGCGGGUUUGAAUAUGGGUCUCGCCGGCAUCCCAUGGUGGACGACUGAUAUAGGCGGGUUCCACGGCGGCAAUCCGGAUGACCCUGCGUUCCGGGAAUUGUUCACUCGCUGGUUCCAAUGGGGAACUUUCUGCCCGGUGAUGCGACUUCAUGGAGAUCGCGAGCCUAAGCCCGAGGGCCAGCCGACGGCCAGUGGCUCCGACAAUGAGAUCUGGUCGUACGGCGAGGAGGUAUAUGAAAUCUGCAAGAAGUUUAUUGGAAUCCGGGAGGAUCUGCGUGAUUAUACACGAGGCUUGAUGAAAGAGGCACACGAGAAGGGGACGCCAGUGAUGCGCACACUCUUCUACGAGUUUCCUCACGAUCCUCGGGCGUGGGAAGUUGAGACGGCGUACAUGUUUGGGUCCCGGUAUCUGGUCACACCGGUCUUGCAGCCGGAGCAGCGACAAAUCAAGGUAUAUCUUCCUGUCGGGGCCUACUGGACGCUCUGGGGCAAGACGAGUGCACCCACCGACGGCAUUCCAGGGGUCUACCAGGGGGGCAGCGAGGUCGAGGUGGAUUGUCCGAUUGACAAACUGCCCGUAUUCUAUCGAGUGAAUACCUGA
Penicillium macrosclerotiorum is the source of this 1995-nucleotide messenger RNA. RefSeq names its product putative glycosyl hydrolase. The coding region runs from base 1 to 1995 and encodes 664 amino acids. Lineage: Eukaryota; Fungi; Ascomycota; Eurotiomycetes; Eurotiales; Aspergillaceae. Gene Ontology annotation, molecular function: carbohydrate binding; hydrolase activity, hydrolyzing O-glycosyl compounds. The record is from RefSeq and is a predicted model, not a curated record. The transcript is spliced from 2 exons. Gene Ontology annotation, biological process: carbohydrate metabolic process.